Stegastes partitus (bicolor damselfish) is the source of this 3916-nucleotide messenger RNA. RefSeq names its product natriuretic peptide receptor 2 (gene npr2). Gene Ontology annotation, biological process: receptor guanylyl cyclase signaling pathway; intracellular signal transduction; cGMP biosynthetic process. Gene Ontology annotation, cellular component: plasma membrane. The transcript has 22 exons. NCBI's taxonomy places the organism in Eukaryota, Metazoa, Chordata, Actinopteri, Pomacentridae. The record is from RefSeq and is a predicted model, not a curated record. The coding region runs from base 234 to 3383 and encodes 1049 amino acids. Gene Ontology annotation, molecular function: guanylate cyclase activity; peptide hormone binding; protein kinase activity.
GGGGAAGUACAAGAAGUUCCUCUAACGUGGAUUUUACGCAGCGCGGACGCAUGGCACAGCCGGACCGGCGCCACAGGAUGAUGCCUUUACCGACUCUGUGCCACUUUUGAGAGAGAAGGAGGCAGAGAAGGAGGCAGAACGCGGAGGAUACUUAUGGUGUAGCGCCAGGGUGCCACAGCCGGCCGUGUCUCCUCUCCAAACGGUGCGCUCUCCCCCCGUGGCCCGACCGAGAAAUGGGAUGCAGAAGCGCGCUGGGAUGCUGCCUGCUCGCGGCGUUGUCCUGUUGCCUCCCUCCGGGCUGCCGAGGUAACAUCACCGUGGCCGUGAUGCUCCCGGACAACCACCACAAGUACCCGUGGGCUCUGCCGCGCGUCUUCCCGGCCAUCCUCAUGGCGCACGAAGACCUGCACGGCAAACACAAGCUGCUGCUCGGCCGCUCCAUCAACAUCCUCAACUACAGCACCGAGGACCCCGUGGCGGGCUCCUGCGCAGUCAGCCGGGCUCAGGUGGUGGCCGUGGACGCCAAGCUCUACAUCCGUCCGGACGCGUUCUUCGGACCCGGGUGCGUGUACCCGCUCGCCUCCGUGGGGCGUUUCGCGUCCCACUGGAAGCUCCCGCUGUUCACGGCCGGUGGACCUGCGUACGGCUUCGACAAGCGGGAGGAGUACCGGACCAUCGUGCGCAGCGGGCCGUCCACCACCAAGCUCGGAGACUUCGCCAACGUCCUGCACACGCACUUCAACUGGACGUCCCGCGCCGUGGUGAUCUUCCACGACCUGCGGCAGGACGACCGGCCGCACUACUUUCUCUCUGAGGGGAUUUUCCUGAACCUGAAGGAGGAGAUGAACGUCACGGUGGAGGCCCAGCCGUACGAGGACGACUUCAAGUACUACAAGGACCUCAUUACUUUUAUGAAGGAGCGCGGAAGAAUCGUGUACAUCUGUGGGCCCCUGGAGACGUUCCUGAACAUCAUGAAACUGUUCCAGAGUGAGAUCCAGGACCCAGAAAACUACGCUAUCUUCUAUCUGGACGUGUUUGCCGAGAGCUUGGCGGAUCGCAAACCGUGGCAAAACACUGAGUCCGACUGGGCCGACCCCAUCGAGGUCUUCAAGUCUGUCUUCGUCAUAACGUACCGGCCUCCUGAUAACCCAGAAUACAAAGACUUUCAGAGGAAACUUCACGCCAGAGCUCAGAAGGAUUUCGGUGUCCAUUUGGAGCCGUCGUUGAUGGACUACAUCGCCGGCAGCUUCUACGACGGUUUUGUGCUGUACGCCAUGGCCUUGGAGGAGACGCUGGCGGACGGCGGGGCCCAGAACGACGGCAUUAACAUCACAAUGCGGACACAGAACCGCAAUUUCUGGGGAGUGACAGGGCUUGUUUCUAUGGACGACAAAAAUGCCAGAAAUAUAGACGUGAACCUGUGGGCGAUGACCAACCAGCAGACAGGAGAGUACGGGCUUGUCGCCUACUACAACGGGACCACCAAAGACAUCAUCUGGUCUCAGAUGGAAAAGAUCCACUGGCCCAGCGGCGCUCCACCUCUGGAUAACCCUCCCUGUGUCUUCUCAACAGACGACCCCUCCUGCAACGACGGUCAUCUGCCAGUUCUGGGUAUUGUAGCUGUGGGUUCUGGCUUAGCGCUUAUCAUAUUUGGAAUCUCCAGUUUCCUGAUUUACAGGAAACUGAAGCUGGAGAAAGAGCUGGCUGGAAUGCUGUGGAGGAUUCGGUGGGAGGACCUUCAGUUUGAGAGCCCCAAUAAAUACCACAAACGGGCUGGCAGCCGGCUAACCCUCUCGCAGAGAGGCUCCAGCUACGGCUCCUUGAUAACUGCCCAUGGAAAAUAUCAGCUAUUUGCAAAAACGGGCUAUUUUAAGGGAAACCUGGUGGCCAUCAAGCACGUCAACAAGAAGAGGAUAGAGCUGACCAGACAAGUUUUACUGGAACUCAAGCAUAUGAGAGACGUUCAGUUCAACCAUCUAACCAGGUUCAUCGGGGCCUGCAUCGACCCUCCCAACAUCUGCAUCGUCACCGAGUACUGUCCCAGAGGCAGCCUGCAGGACAUUUUGGAGAAUGAGAGCAUCAACCUGGACUGGAUGUUCCGCUAUUCGCUGAUCAAUGACAUCGUGAAGGGGAUGAACUGUCUCCACAACAGCUACUUCGGCUGCCAUGGAAAUCUGAAGUCAUCUAAUUGCGUGGUGGACAGUCGAUUUGUUUUGAAGAUUACGGAUUAUGGUUUGGCCAGCUUCCGUUCGUCCUGCGAAAACGACGACUCGCACGCGCUCUAUGCAAAGAAGCUGUGGACGGCUCCGGAGCUGUUAAUAUACGACCGCCAUCCUCCUCAGGGGACCCAGAAGGGCGACGUGUACAGCUUUGGCAUCAUCCUGCAGGAAAUAGGUCUGAGGAACGGACCUUUCUAUGUGGAGGGCAUGGACCUCAGCCCCAAAGAGAUCGUCCAGAAGGUGAGGAACGGUCAGAAGCCGUACUUUCGGCCGACAACGGACAACAGAUGCCACUCAGAGGAGCUGACCAUCCUGAUGGAAGGCUGCUGGGCCGAGGACCCGGCCGAGAGGCCCGACUUCGGCCACAUCAAGAUCUACAUGGCCAAACUCAACAAGGAGGGCAGCACCAGUAUUCUCAACAACCUGCUGUCCAGGAUGGAGCAGUACGCCAACAACCUGGAGAACCUGGUGGAGGAGCGAACACAAGCCUACUUGGAGGAGAAGCGGAAAGCUGAAAACCUCCUCUAUCAAAUAUUACCACAUUCAGUAGCAGAGCAGCUAAAAAGAGGAGAGACGGUGCAGGCAGAAGCCUUCGACAGCGUCACGAUUUACUUCAGCGACAUCGUGGGCUUCACAUCCAUGUCUGCGGAGAGCACGCCGCUACAGGUUGUCACUUUGCUCAACGAUCUGUACACGUGCUUUGACGCCAUCAUCGAUAACUUCGAUGUAUACAAGGUGGAGACCAUCGGCGACGCCUACAUGGUGGUGUCGGGGCUGCCGGUGAGGAACGGGAAGCUCCACGCCAGAGAGAUCGCCGGGAUGUCGCUGGCUUUGUUAGAGCAGGUCAAAACGUUCAAGAUCCGACACAGACCCAACGACCAGCUGAGACUCAGGAUAGGGAUCCACACAGGUCCGGUGUGCGCCGGUGUGGUUGGGCUGAAAAUGCCCAGAUACUGUUUGUUUGGAGACACUGUCAACACAGCAUCCCGAAUGGAGUCCAACGGAGAGGCCUUAAAAAUCCACGUUUCCUCGGCCACCAAAGAAGUGCUGGAUGAGUUCGGCUACUUUGAUCUCCAGUUACGAGGAGACGUAGAAAUGAAGGGCAAAGGCAAAAUGAGAACGUAUUGGCUUCUUGGGGAGAAGACUGAUGUGUAUGUUAUCUGAGAGGCCUGCUGAUAAUGUGGCAGCAGCAGCAGCGGUGGAGGCGACAGCAGAAGCUCCGCUACUUUAUUUGUUCUAGAAUAAGUCCUUAAAUGGUGAUUUCCCUGCCGAGGAAAGGUGAACGACACCGCAAAAAAAUACAUAAAAACAACAGCAACCCAGAGGGAAUUCCAGGUAUAUUUAUUACCUGCAUACUGUAAAUGCAAAAAAAAAAAAAAAGAAAAAAAAAAUGUAAAAGUUGUUUUUGUAUGAAGAAUUUCUGUCCUAAGAGUGGGUACUUUUCACGGAUAAAUUCUUAUUUUUUGUGCUUUCUAUAUUAAGAUUUGUAUAAUGUGUUUGGAAGUCAAUGAUGUCUUACUAUUUCCUUAAAAAAUACAAAUAAAAAAACACAUCCAUUGAAGUUUUGGAGGCACAGCGCUGCAAUCAGUGUCACUGCAGGGGUUCAUCGACCGCGUUACACAGUACAAGAUAAUAUGUAUAUAUGUAUAUCCAAGAUACUGUAAAAUAUUUUGUUCAAUAAACUGAGUAAAACCCUC